AUGUCGACAGUGUCGGAUACCAAUGAGCCUUCAUCAAACCAGCAGGACCGAGGGAAGCCUCCAUACUCCCCCACACAUGCGGGACUUGGCGGCUUUCCAGAUGUGAUACCGGACAUUCCCAUCACAGCUGUGUUUCUCGUUCUCUAUCUUGUCUUUGGUGUCAUUCACAUCAAAAUCCUCAAGAGUAACAAAGGCCGAGGGCACAAGUUCAUCUUCAAUGGCGCGCUACUGGGUCUCUGCAAGAUCCGGGUAAUAACGGCAUCCCUGAGAAUAGCAUGGGCUUGCGAUCAACACAAUGUCGGGCUCGCGAUGGCAGCAAACGUGUUCACUUAUGUCGGCACAAUCAUCCUGUACAUGGUCAACUGGUUCUUCACGCAACGUGUGGUUCGUGCGCAGCACACCAGGCUCGGUUGGUCGAAGCCCUACCGUAUUAUUCACCGAGGCGCGCUUGUCCUGUUGAUCACCAGUCUAUUGAUGAUCGUCAUCACAUCGAUCUGGCAGUCCUUCACGCUGAACGAAAACACCCUUCGUAUCUUCCGGAACUUUCAGCUUGCCGGUCAGACAUACUUCAGUUUCUUCGCGUUCGCUCCAAUUAUUUUCGUCUUGAUCUCCCUGAUCUUACCCCGCCACGAGGUCGACAAGUUCGGAGCUGGCCGUCUCAGAAUCAACAUUACGAUCCUGUUGAUUGCCGCUACGGUGCUGUCGACUGGGCAGAUCUUCCGCUGCGUCAUUGCCUGGCUACCUCCCUUCCCAUUGCGGAACCCUCAAGGCCGGUUCCAAGACCCGCCGUGGUACUACGAUAAAGCUUGCUUCUACGCGUUCAACUUCGUCACUGAGAUCAUUGUCGUCAUCAUGUACGCCAUUGUGCGUGUCGAUCUGCGCUUCCACGUACCGGACGGUGCGAAACGAGCAGGAGACUACAGUCGCAGCAGCGUUAACGUUCACUUUAGCGAGAAGGCUCUUCACCCCAACGUCGUAUCAAUGCAUUCCAACGGCUCUAACGAGACUCUACACUCAUACCAGACAUCAUUGUUCGAAGACUCUGGGACAUUGGCCGACUCCCUCCGAUAUCCGUCUUCGACACUGGCAAUCGACGAGAAGACAGGAGCAUGGAAGAUCAAGCGCGCGUCGGGUUCAUCGACGGGCAGCCACCGCUCUUCUACUGGCUCUCGAUCAUCAAUGUGGCUAGAUAGGAAUACAAUGGUAGAGAACGACAUCCCACCUGUACCUGAGAUCCCUAACCGGAUGAGCUGGCCGCUCAGGACUUCGAUGUUGCAUCCCAAUGAUUCGGUCGCGAAAUUGGAACACAACAAUCCCUCGAAGAGGAACUCACCCCAGCGGCAAUACGAGCUCAAUGGCCAUGGAUUCAACGGUCAUGAUGUGGGCGACGCCGUCCAAGCUGCGCUGAACAAGCUUGAGGGGAAGAACGGCAGCAAGGGCAAGCUCAGGACAAGAUCGCCACCACCAGAGUAUGAUGACAUCGAGGCUAUCAAUGCAGCUGGACGCUCAUCAACCGACAAGAAGUACAAGCACUUCUUGCGGCCGGGCUCUUUCGACAACAAGAGUGAUGGCGGGAAGAAUGAAAAGAGCGAGAAGAGCGAGAAGAGCGAGAAGAGUGAGAAGCGCUCCACCUACCCCAUGAUCAUCACGAAAGAUGAUCGCAAGCUCCCUCGAAAGCCUAGAAAGUAUUCCUCGAGCGAGAAAGCCCAUUUCUGCCCAGCAUCACCCGUAUCACCAAUUCCGCCGGAGGUGUACGUGCCCACACACAUGAUGUCAGGAGCGAUGGACGGCCCCUCAUCGAUGCCCGAACCCACAUCAGCACUAGCCUCACACCCACCGACCCUGAACAAGCAACGCUCAUCGAGCCUCGAGAUCAUCUCUCUCACCAACCGCAUUGCUGAGAAACGCAUGUCUGGAGACAGCAACCCCCGCAUCCUUGACCUUUCCAGCGUUCCCAAACAGGAAUACACUAGAGACUCCGGGCGCACAUCGCGUUCGAACUCAACACGCGGUGAGAGACCCAAUUUGCACGAGCAGAUGCUGAAGGCCUCAGUGGAGCGUCCGAAGAGCCACCAGCUAGUAAGUCCACUGCAAUCGAUGCCGCCUUCUGCCACCGGCUCAGUGAAUGCUCGAGGACCAGGUGUCGCUUCCAAGUUCGGCACUGUCUCUUCGUCGAUCUACAGCUCUACGACAACGAGCUCAGAUCAGAGGGAAGCUAUGAAGGCAGAAGAAGAGUUUCGCAGGUUCAGCUUUGAGGCUAUGCCUGAGGAAGAUGAGGAGCAUAGGAAUGGGGAUGGUAAUCAUAGUCCGCAGACCAGGUCGGUGUGA
Molecule: messenger RNA, 2328 nt
Organism: Macroventuria anomochaeta
Lineage: Eukaryota; Fungi; Ascomycota; Dothideomycetes; Pleosporales; Didymellaceae
Exons: 3
Coding region: 1-2328 (775 amino acids)
Source: RefSeq, a predicted model, not a curated record